AUGGUGGGCCACCUGCAUCUGCAGGGCAUGGAGGAGAGCCUCAAGGAGAAGAGCAGGGAGGGCGUGCUGGACAGCCCCGACUCCGGGCUACCCCCCAGCCCCAGCCCCAGCCCGCCCUUCUACUCGUUGGCGCCUGGCAUCCUCGACGCCCGCGCUGGGGGCGCCGGCGCCUCCUCCGAGGCCCCCGGACCCGGCGAGGCCAGAGCGCCCCCCACCCACCCCCCGAGCACCCCGGCGCGAGAGAUGAGGCCCCGGCUGCUGCCUGUGUUCUUUGGGGAGAGCAUUGAGGUGAACCCAGAACCCACACCAGAGAUCCGCUGCAAUUCUGAGGUCAAGUAUGCAUCGGAGAAGCACUUCCGGGACAAGGUCUUCUAUGUGCCGGUGCCGACGGUCACGGCCUACAGUGAGACGAUUGUGGCCACGCCCAACUGCACUUGGCGGAACUACCGUAGCCAGCUGACCCUGGAGCCGCGACCCCGCGCCCUGCGCUUCCGCAGCACCACCAUCAUCUUCCCCAAGUGUGCCAGCAACUCCUUCCGCACCACCCUGCACCUCAGCCUGGGCCGGCCCCGCUGCUGGUUCACAGCCAGCGUGCAGCUGCAGCUGUGCCCGCGCCCCGGGCCCGGCCUCUUGGGGCCCGCGCCCCUCUGA
This is a messenger RNA of Rangifer tarandus platyrhynchus (Svalbard reindeer), 651 nucleotides long. The record is from the annotation of a GenBank genome assembly. Lineage: Eukaryota; Metazoa; Chordata; Mammalia; Artiodactyla; Cervidae.